GAGUGGGCAGGUUCUGCGGUCAGCGGCUGAUCCCGUCGCGCGCCUCCGCGUCUGUACUCGCCAGUUGAGUGGGCGCUCUGACGGCGAAUAUGGCUAGUUCAAUCGCAACGCAGCGAUGCGUGUGCUUCGCCAUAGUGGCAUUGUUUACCGUGACAUGUGAAGCUUCUCUUUCGGGAUUGUAUAUUGAUAAUGGUGUCGAUCAAACUGUGAUACAUCAUUCUAUGACGCGACAUGAACGGUUGGUGGUCGAGCAUGAAAUACUGGAUCUUUUGGGGCUUGGUGAGCGACCUCGAGGUCCUCGUUUGCAGCCGCUAGAUCGUUCUGCCCCAAGUUUUUUAUUAGACGUGUAUAAACAAUUGGCAGAGGAACAUGAGCAGGCUCGUCCGACACGCAGCUCAGAAAUGGCGCUUAGUGGCGAUGAACAGCACGCUAUUGAUGAGAGCGAUCUCAUCAUGACUUUUCAAAGCAAAAAACAUCAUUUGGGGGCAUUAAGACAGGGACAUGGAAGACAUGUGUGGUUUGAAGUUGCUGGUGGUCCCGCUGAUCCAUCUGCUCUUUUAACUGCCGAACUCCGGUUGCAUCAAGCUUCAACGCACACUGAAGAUCCUACCAGUCUCUAUAAAGUGGUAGUGCAUCGUGUUCUCAAUGUUGACAACAUGGGGAAACUACAGUUGGAGGAGGUGGCUGCUGUGAAUACCAGUGCGGGUUCCGAGGGUUGGCUGGAGGUGAAUGUGACUAAUGCGCUAGCUGCUUGGCUCACCUCCCCUGCUGAUAAUCGAGGAUUCUUUAUCACGCUACAUCCACAUUCACAACCAGAACGCCACGUUAAACCGGAAGAAAUAGGUUUGGAGGAACCUCGAGGUGUCGUUAUAGAGGGAAAGCAGCCAUUUUUAGUGGCUUUCUUUAGGAGUGGUCCAAAACUAGGGAAUGCUGAUGCUGGUGCUCGUCGAAAACGUGAAGCGAAGCGCUGGCGCACAAAUGGAUUCUCUGAAAAUAAUCUUAGAAAUCCACUGACAGAUACAUCACAUUGGACUACGAGAAGUUGUGAAAUUCAGACAUUGUAUGUCAGUUUUAAGGAUCUUGAAUGGCAGGACUGGAUAAUAGCACCGGAUGGUUAUGGUGCAUUCUACUGCAGUGGAGAAUGUAAUUUCCCGUUAAAUGCGCAUAAAAACGCGACCAAUCAUGCAAUCGUACAAACUUUAGUACAUCUUCUAAAUCCCCAAAAGGUACCGAAACCAUCCUGCGCGCCCAUCAAGUUAUCCCCCAUAUCUGUGUUGUAUUACACGGACGACUCCAAUGUAAUCCUGAGAAAAUACAAAAAUAUGGUGGUCAAAACCUGCGGCUGCCAUUGAUUUUCUUUUAACGUAAUAAUGUUUAAAGGCAUUAAAAUAUGUAUCAAUAAGGCGAAGAACCGGAAAGCAAGAUAGUUUAUGCUAAGUACAGUGUACCGUCCACGAUUGCUGUGUUAUUGUAGGUAUCUUGUGCUGUAGCUGAUUACAAAGAAAUUAUAAAAAUAUUAGUUCACAAGUGCAACUUUCCUAAACAUUAUUUAGAUAUGAUAUAGGUACAAUAUAUACCUACAUUCGUAAACACAACCUAUGGUAUGAUACUUCGCAUCUUCCAUAAACUUUAUACGUGCAUUAAUUAUUAGGUAUAAAUUGUUAAAAUUCUCUAUACGUUACGUCGUGAUGACAUUUCCAGUGUGUCAAUGAUGCUUGAUUACUGUGUCCAUUCAUGUUAAUGAUUUUUUUAGAUCUUGCUACAACUAGAAACUUUGUAAAUAAUAUAAUUACUAGCCUAUUUAUAUUUAUGUGGUACUACACUAUGUUCAAAUACCUACCAGGUUUUGUGUAACUGUGUAAACGAGAACCUGGAAUAACUUGUAUAGUUAUCAUCGAUGUUGUAGUUGUAAUGGGAUCGACAUAACAUAUUAUUUCCAAAAGCAAACAUGUAAAUCCUAGCUAAAAUUAAAUUUUAAUGUAUUUCUGUAUUUUAUGUAUUUCAAACUGACAUAAUUGUGGUUAAGUACGAGUUAGUAUAGAGUAUGACUACUUAUGGAUAGGUUGUAGAUGGACUAUAUAUAUUUUCUUCAUAAAUUUACUAUAAUCUUUCUAUAUUAAGUAUAUUUGAAAUAUCAAUAUUAACGAUUGGUUGUUUUUAUUUCGUUCUGAAGUCAAAAGGUCAACAGGUGCGGUACAUAGAUAGGUAGUGAUAAAAUUAUGAAAAAAAAACAAAA
Achroia grisella is the source of this 2236-nucleotide messenger RNA. RefSeq names its product protein 60A (gene gbb). Lineage: Eukaryota; Metazoa; Arthropoda; Insecta; Lepidoptera; Pyralidae. The coding region runs from base 90 to 1352 and encodes 420 amino acids. The record is from RefSeq and is a predicted model, not a curated record. The transcript is spliced from 7 exons. Gene Ontology annotation, cellular component: extracellular region. Gene Ontology annotation, biological process: SMAD protein signal transduction; BMP signaling pathway. Gene Ontology annotation, molecular function: growth factor activity; cytokine activity.